Messenger RNA from Spinacia oleracea (spinach), 2465 nucleotides. RefSeq lists its product as uncharacterized. The coding region runs from base 102 to 2330 and encodes 742 amino acids. The transcript has 2 exons. Lineage: Eukaryota; Viridiplantae; Streptophyta; Magnoliopsida; Caryophyllales; Amaranthaceae. The record is from RefSeq and is a predicted model, not a curated record.
UUUUGUUUUGGUUCUAUAAUAAUAGCAACAGACAAGUGGCAAAAUAAUUAUAAGAGGGGGCUAUACAAGUAGACAGUCCCCAUUCAGAAAAUCUCGAAUAAAUGGGAAAUACAAGUGUGAUAGAGAAAGUAAUGCAACUAUGGAAUACAUGGGAUGAUCGAUUCUUCAUGCUGACCAGUCUCCUAAUCCAAGCUCUACUCACAAUCCUAGCACCAUAUAGAAAACGCAGUGCAAGCCGGUUAGUAAAAUUCUGCUUAUGGCUCCUUUACUUAUCAGCCGACGCAGUCGCAUUAUUCACCAUUGGUUUAAUCACAAGCAGCCAAGAUAUAAACUCUCCACAAAGGCAAGAUCUUCUUGCAUUUUGGGCACCUUUUCUUUUACUACAUCUUGGGGGUCCAGACACAAUUACUGCUCUUGCUUUAGAAGAUAACGAGUUAUGGCACCGGCACGCUCUUCAGUUAGCAAUUCAGCUUAUUGUUACUCUCUAUGUGUUUGUUCAGUCUCUUCGAGGCGAUAACAGGUUGUGGUUGCCAACUGUCCUCAUGUAUGUGGAUGGAUGUAUCAAGUAUACAGAGAGAACAGAGGCUUUGUACUUUGCAAGUAUGAACAGUUUUAGAGAAUCUCUUGCGAGUAAACCUCACUCUGGACCUGAUUAUGCCAGGUUUAGCGAACCCAUCAAUCCUUCUGUUACUGGUGCUCAUGUCAUUACAAUUCAAGACAGCAAGAAGUCGCUAGGAAGAGAUUAUCAAGACGAUUUGAACCAUUCAUCUAAGGACGGAGUGCCCUGUGACACAAAGUAUACUAGAAAUUAUGCAUGUACUCUGAAAGAUGCUGAUGCGGAGGAGGAAGAAAAUGUGAUGAUCAAAGAUGCUUAUAAGUUUUAUACGAAAUUCAAAGGGCUUUUAGCAGAUGCUUUUCUAAGCUUAGAGGAUCGUGAAGAAAGUCGUUCCUUUUUCCUUGACAAAGCUGCCUCAAAGGUUUACAGGGUAGUAGAAAUUGAGCUCAAUUUCGUCUAUGAUAUCUUUUACACCAAAGUAUUUUUACUACAAAAGAAACGAGCUUAUGUUCGUAUACUUAGCUUCCUAUCGGUUGUAGCAGCCCUUCUCUUGUUUUCCUUCAAGGAUAAAACUGAAUACCACGACACUGAUGUUGGUAUAACCUUUGCCUUGUUGGGGGGUGCCAUUGCCCUAGAUUUAUUUGUAGUUUUAAUGCUUAUGGUGUCUGAUUGGUGGAUCAUUAUCACCCCCAAGUUCGGCAUCCCCAAGUACGUCAGAUUUUAUUUGAUACAGUUUCUCAAGUUACUGAGAUUCACAAGAGGUCACAGUAGAAGUAGGUGGGCGCGGUCCAUCUCUAGGUACAACCUGCUAGAUCGAUGUUUUAAGGAUCCUCCUUCAUUCUUGAAGUUCAUUUUUAUCAGGAGGAUAAGGGAAUUUCUUAUGGGAGUUUUAUAUGUUGAAACGAAACAAAUUGAUGAACAACUUGUUGUGAAUUUCAUCAUUGAAGAACUACAGAAGAAGGCAAAGCUAGCCACUGAUAUAAAGACGAGCAAAGAAGUAUAUUCAGCAAGAGGUAAUUUGGUUUUGGAGAAUGAUUAUUUUCUUGUAUCCGAGUACUUAAAUCCUUGGACAUUGGAUGUAGAAUAUGAUGAGAGUGUAUUGAUUUGGCAUCUUGCUACUGAUAUAUGUUACUGGACUAGUGAUGACAGUGUUCGACAAACAGACUAUGCCAAUUUCUGUAAACAAGUCUCUGAUUACAUGACAUAUCUUUUACUUAGGCAACAAUCAUUGGUAUCACUGGUGGUGGGCAUGUCAGAGAUUCGUUUUGAAGAUACUUGUGAAGAGGCUAAGAAGGUCAUGAAUCGGAACGCAUCAAGUAGUUGGAUAGGCAGAGUAUGUGCAGGGGUUAAGAAAUUCAUAUGUAAGAAGUUGGUUUGUCAAAUUUCAUCAAUAGGGAACCAAAAUCAAUGUCCAAAAACAGAUGAUUUGUUGUUUCAGGAAUUCUGCAAUAAGGUCCUGAAUGCACAAGUUCAGCCUGUGGAUGGCGUGAUAGCUGAGGGUGAGAAGACCAAAUCUGUGUUAGUUGAUGCUUGUCUACUUGCGAAGCAACUGAAAAUGUUCGGUAACAUUCAAUGGGAGAUAACAAGUAAGGUGUGGGUUGAGCUCCUUUGUUAUGCUGCAACACGCUGCUCACCCAAGUCCCAUGUCGCACAAUUAAGCAAAGGUGGGGAACUCAUUACAUUAGUGUGGCUAUUGAUGGCUCAUCUUGGUUUAGGAGAACGUUUCCUCCAAAAUCAGGGGUUCGGAUGGACUAAAUUGAUCAUCCAUAAAUGAUAAUCUCAUUGUUUUUUUUUAUUUUUUCAUUGGUGUAAAAAAAUUAAAAACUGGUUGUUUUUAUAUUUAUUUUUUGAUCGGUGUAAAAUGAAAAACUGAUUUAUGAGUUAUACUAUACUUUGGUAGGAGAUUCUA